Messenger RNA from Hemicordylus capensis (graceful crag lizard), 7510 nucleotides. RefSeq names its product zinc finger protein ZFP2-like. Gene Ontology annotation, cellular component: nucleus. Gene Ontology annotation, molecular function: RNA polymerase II cis-regulatory region sequence-specific DNA binding; DNA-binding transcription repressor activity, RNA polymerase II-specific; DNA-binding transcription activator activity, RNA polymerase II-specific. Gene Ontology annotation, biological process: negative regulation of transcription by RNA polymerase II. The record is from RefSeq and is a predicted model, not a curated record. The transcript has 2 exons. Lineage: Eukaryota; Metazoa; Chordata; Lepidosauria; Squamata; Cordylidae. Bases 3668 to 5389 code for a protein of 573 amino acids.
GGGAAGUCCAGGGCUGGGUUUACUUUAUGUACUAUUUGAAACUUUAAAAACACACAACUGUCUCUCUGUUCUGAGCAGUGGGACUUGGGCAAAGCUGAGAUAUCCGAGGGUCGGGCUUGUGAUUUGGGAUGUGGGGUACUGGGGACCACCAGACCGGCAGUGGAACUCUGCGGGCUGGAACAGCUGCGCAAAUUAGGGGGUUUCCCAGCCGCGUUUCUUACAGGAUCCCUUCAAACAGCUGCACGACAAGCAGAAAUGCGACCAGGGCGCGGGGGGGGGGGGGGCUGCUGUCACCGCCCCCUUUCCCUUGUAACUCGCCGGUUUGUAUAGCUUUGCAGCGUCGGGGAAGACAGAGCAAAGGCGGCUCCUGCGUUUGCCAUAAUCUGAGACAAAGAAGACGCAUCUUUACACUCCCAGGCUUUUAACUAAUAUUGUUUUAGUGCUGUUUUAAAAUAUUGUUUUAAAAUUUUUAAAUUGUUGUAAUGUUUUGAACGUUUUGUUUUUGUUUUAACUAAUGUUUUACUUUCUGUUUUUAUUUUAACCCCUGCUAACUUGGCAACCCCUGCUAAACUUGGCAAAGAGGCACCUUUUAACAUGGUGAUUCUCUUUAUUUAGCAGGGAGAGAGUAACUGGCCCCAUCCACCCCCAGCACAGUGCUUCCAGUGACUGUUGCUGGUGUCUAUCUUGUUUCUUUUUAGGCUGUGAGCCCUUGGGGGACAGGGAUCCAUCUUAUUUAUGUAUUAUUUCUCUGUGUAAACCGCCCUGAGCCAUUUUUGGAAGGGUGGUAUAGAAAUCGAAUAAACAAACAAAUAAACCGCCCAGAGACGUAAGUUUUGGGCGGUAUAAAAAUAUGUUAAAUAAAUCAAUAAUAUGGUGACCGUCUUGGUUGCUGAACCACCCACAUCCCUCCCUCUCUGCCCUUGGGUGGUGAGAAGCCCCUCCAGUCUUGGCAGGGAAGGGAGUAAGGAGUGCCCAGCCACCGCUUGCCAGCAGACAAGGGAGUGAGACGGCAUGGGAUGGGAUGGGAUGGGAAUAGCAUCACACAGGGGAGAAGCAGCCCAGUGUGAUUAUAUGCAAGCCGCUGGGAUCCUUCUGGAUCAAAUGAUGGGACAGAAAACCCACAAAACAAAUACUUUUAUCUUGGAGUGGUUUCUGGGUACAGGGAGAGGAGUGAGGGGUAAUGGUCAAAGUGUGGGUGUGUCACGUGGUCUGUACUGACCAGCUUUGGGAAAGCGACAGUCUCUGCCUGCUUGGCAUCUGACCCUGGCGUCUGACCUUUAGAACAUGACAAAAGCUGAUCUAGGAAGAAGUAAUGUCUCAAAGGAAUGGAAACGUUUCCAAAAUCCUGCUGAGAUGCUUGUAGAAUGAAUGCUAAAGAAAGGCGGGUAAAGCAUAUCCCAUUUGAGAAUGUAAGUGGUGGUCACCACUUAUUGUGCCUCAGAGGAGUCCCAGUCUAAGAUCUCUAGCUCUUCUUGCUUUGUAGGUUUUAGGCGUGUGCUUGUGUCACUGAUUGCAAAUGAACAUACGAAGCUGCCUUAUAUGGAGUCAGAUCUUUUGGGCUCAUUGUUGUUUACACCAGUGCUUUUCAGCUUCAUCAUAGUAUGGACGGGUGAUACUUGGCCCCAUUGCUCUUUGGUGUCUGCAGCUAUCAGUUCAGUAAAUGAGGCAGUCUGUUUCUUAAGAGGCAGAUGGGCUGUCAACCUUGUCCUAUUUCCUUAGUCCCUCAGCAAACACAGAGCCCUACCCUGAGGUUUUUUCUUCAUCUUGGUGACACUGAAAAGCAGAAAAGCAGAAUGCUAACUCCCUUCUCCGGGGGAGGAUUCUGUCUUUUUAAAUAAUACCUUGCUGGUAUCCCAUAUUUCAAGCUUCCCAUUAAAAACCUUCUAGGGCUUUAAAGUCACUUCAAGGGCUCAAUUCAAAGUGCUAGUGCUAACUUCUAAUGCCCUGAGUGGUCUUAGCUAGGACCAGAAUACCUUAAGAACCACCUUCUCCCUUAUGAACAUGCCCGAGCCUUUGGUUAAUCCUUGGAGGCCUUGCUGUGUCCCACCUCCAUCACUGAAACACUGGGAGGGUAUGAAAUGGGAUUAUGGCAAUGUCAACAUUGUGGAAUGCUCACCUUGAGAGGAUCCAUCAGGCUCCUUGCUUUUCCAUAAGGAGUCAAGCACUUAAGCCCCUCUUAUUUCAGCAGGCUUGUAAUUGCAAAAUGUGGCUCGAUCUGAAGUUCUAAAUGAUUUGUUCCAAUGGUGGUGCCAUGAGUCUGAUAUUAUGGGCCAGUUCUCAUGAGCAAAAUAAUGUUGGUUAGAUGGGAAUGCAUUCCUACAGCACAUGUGCUCCCAAUUUCUGGUCAUGAAAUUUCAAGGGUUGGCAACAUUUAACUGAGAUGAACAACUGGACUUCAAAAUCUUAGAUUAACAAUCUCAGAUAAAUAUCAGGUUGGCAUGUUGCCAACACAUUGCCAAAAUUUUUCAGAAAUCAGGAGUGUGUGUGCUGCAGGGAUGUAUAGAUUCUACUCUAACUGAUGUUGUUUUGAUUGUGAGACCUUGCCCAAUAUUAACUUUGUUUUUAAAUUGUGCUUUUAUUGAUCAUGUUGUUUUGUGAUAUACAUUAGAUAUGUUGUUAGCUGCUUUAAAUAUAGUUUUAUAGAAAUGCAGGAGGAAAAGAGAUUAAAUAAAUAGAUCAGGGCUGCUCAACUUCAGCCCUCCAGCUGUUUUUGGACUACAGCUCCCAUAAUCCCUAACCACAGUGGCCAAUAGUUAGGGAUUAUGGGAAUUGUAGGCCAACAUCUGCAGGAGGGCCGAAGAUGAGCAGUGCUGAAAUAGAUUAAAAGUGAUUGUGAUGACAGUAGCCAAUGUAAGGCUUUUGCAGGAAUAUUAUUUAUUAUUUUAUUUAUUUAUUUAAAACAUUUAUUUACAGACCAAAACUUGCAUCUCUGGGCGGUUUACAAUUAAAAUAACUGAAAACACAAUAUUGAAUCUUGAGACUCCCUUCUGGUCUUUUUUAUUUUUAUAAAGUAAUUUUCUAGUCUUCAUGGUUCUGGAGGUAAGCCUGGAAAUGUAUUGGUAACAAUGUUCCAGGAAAACAGAACCCACAAUAUUUCCCCUUCCGUUAGGACCCUCUUUUAGUUACCAGUGAUAAACAGGUGAUAUUAUUAAUAGACUAGCUGAUCCGUGGCAGAGUUUGCCGCCGCCUUCUUCCCCCAACCCCACCACCACUUCUUUGCUUGCCCACCCACACCACAUUCUCCCCCCACCUGUCUUCUUCCCCGUCCCGUCCCGCCCUGCCUGCCACCUUCAUCUUUCCCCACCCGCCCCCUGCCCUUCUUCUUCUUCUCCCCCUGUCCACCCCUGCUGUGGUUUUCUGUCUGCCGGCCAGCCAGCCAGUUGCCAGUCGUGGCUACCUGCCUGUCUGCCGGUUGCAGCUGCCCACCUGUCUCUUUCUUUGGCCAGCCACCACCACCGCCACCAUAUUCUCAAUCUAGCCUGUCCCCGUUGCUAUCAGCAGCUGCUUGCAAACUCUCGCGAGGGCUGCCACGCAUGGGAUUAGCGAUGGGCACGUCUAAGAGAAUGGAUAGAUAGAUUUUGAUGAAACCUAAUAAGCUAAUUUACCCCUCUUUUUCUAUUAUUUGAGCAGCAUAUUUCUCAUCUGCAAACAUCUUGCAACAUCUGAGAUGGACCAAGAGGAGGAGGGUAAGGAAGAAUGCUCAGAGGAUAAGAAUCGCCUUGCAGGAACGGAGAAGAAGGUGGAGGCAGCUGAACCUGCAAGCAAAAAGGGAGAAGAUGGUCGGUUUACAUCAGGGACAAAAAUUCAGGGAAGUUUAGCAAACUCAGCAGUGAAACAUCGGCGAGUGGGCCGGGUAAUCUGCGGCGUUUGUGGGAAGAGCUUUGUCAAGACCUGUGAACUGUUCGCCCACCAGCGGAUUCACACGGGUGAGAAACCAUACCAAUGCUCAGAUUGUGGGCGCUGCUUUUCUGUCCAAUCCACCUUGGCCAGUCACCAAAGCAUCCAUACAGGUGAGAAGCCUUACAAAUGUCAAGAGUGUGGCAAGAACUUCCGGCUGAAGAGCAACUUGACUCGCCACCAGCGGGUCCACGAUGGUGUGAGACCAUACCGGUGCGAGUACUGCGGGGUAGCCUACAGCACCAAGGCCCACCUGGUCUGGCACCUCAACAGCCAUACAGGAGAGAAGCCGUACAAAUGUACCGAAUGCUGGAAGCGGUUCGGAGAGAUCUCCUUGCUGGUGGAGCAUCUUCUUUCCCACCAGGGUGAUGGUGGUGGUGAAAAAUUUGGAACCGCUACCGCUGGACAUUCAGGUAGCAGGAACCUCCACCGUUGCAGUGACUGUGGCAAGGAUUUCUGCCGGAGCACCACUUUAGCAGAGCACCGCCGCAUUCACACAGGCGAGCGUCCUUUUGCCUGUGGGGAGUGCGGCGAGCGGUUCAUGCGCCGGGCUCUCUACAAUGAGCAUGUUCGCACCCACUCUGAAGAUGGCCCGCCCAACCUGUGCAUAGCCUGCGGUAAAUCUUUUACAAAGCGCUAUUCCCUUCUUCAACACCAGAGGUCGCACACGGGAGAAAAACCCUACCAGUGCCCAGACUGCCCAAAAAGCUUCAUUGCCAGCUCUGCCUUGACACAGCAUCGGCGGAUACACACGGGAGAGACACCCUACCCGUGUCCAGACUGUGGGCGCAGUUUUAGCCAGAAAUCGGUGCUUACAACCCACCGGAGGCUCCACACGGGUGAGCGGCCGUACAAGUGCCAGGAAUGUGGCAAAGGGUUUAGCCAAAGUUCGGCACUGACCCAGCAUUUCCGUACUCACACUGGCGAGUCCCCAUACAGCUGCAGAGAGUGUGGGAAGAGCUUUAGUGGUAUGUCGGCCCUCAAGCGCCAUCACCUCACCCAUACAGGCGAACGGCCCUUUCGCUGCGACCAGUGUGGCAAGGGGUUCAAGCAGAGCUCUACGUUGGUACAGCACCAGAGGAUCCAUACCCAGGAGAAGCCCUAUGCCUGUAUCCGGUGCGACAAGAACUACAGCCAGCGGUCUGCUCUUGCUAAGCACUUGAGGACCCAUGCCAAGAGCUCCUUGCUUCCUGGCACAGACAGCGAGUCCGUGGACACCAGGCUUUACAAAGACCCAUUUGUCCAACCCCAAGAAGAUGACAACAAUAUGGAUAAUAAUGAGACUGAAGGAGACGCUGAUGAGGUACUGGUGCUUCCUCCGGGGACAUGGGAUGUGGAGGUAAAAGAGGAGCCAGAGGAAAAUGACAUUCAGCUAGAGGAAAUGAGGUCACUUUCGUGGUUGAAAAAGGAGGAGCUAGAAGAUGUCCACGUGGAACUUACAGAAGAAUUGCCAACAGUGUCCCUGUGGAUCAAAGAGGAACCUGAUGACUGAAAGAGGAGUGUGCCAGAUGUCAAGUUUGGGGUUUUUAUGAAGGAAUGAGUGGGUUUUUAUAAAGGGAUGAGUGAGCUGUUUUAGAAAUGUCUUCAUGUGACAAGGGGUUCCAGCUCAUGAUGGUGAAAGAGCAAGUUUGAUCUAAGCAUGUUUGCAGUAAUCGAUCUCUAAAGAGCGAGGUGGGAACGGAAGCCUCUCUAGAAGCCCACAUCCUAUUUGCCCAUUUGCAUUCUGUGGAUCAGUUCUAGCACCAAGCAGAAACUGAAAUAAAAAAUGGUCCUGAAAAAAAAUCAUCUUUAAAAAGAAGUGUCUGGUCCUCACAGCUGCAAGUGCAAGUCUGAUGGUAUAGGGACAGAAUGCAUUGGUGGGGGUCAUCGCAACUAACUAAUGGGAAUGCUGGAGGGCGAAGAGAAUGAGAACUGCUCCAAGGGGCUCAGAGACCUCUCCUUCCCACACUCAGACGGCAUUAUAGGAUGCAGGGCCUAAGCUGCCAGUCUUUUCCGGUCGUAAGGUCCAGGCUUUGUUCUUCUUGCGUGGCCAGGUAGUGAUGAGCCCUUCCCCACAUUGCGUUAGCUCAUAAAGACACCGCAGGGCAGUUCACACACGAUUGGUACUUGGGUAGGAGACGUGUCCUACCCAAGUCUGGAAGCUGUGCACACUCCCCUUUACCAAUUGUGUGGGAGUAAAAAGCAAGUGGGGAUGGGGAAUGACUCUCUGCUAAGCAGCAGCUGGGUCAGAGGGCUUCUCCCCCACUCAUUAAAGAGUUGGGUACAGCUGCUGGGUAGGACGUCUCCUGCCCAGGUACCAAUGGUGUGAACUGCCCUAGUGGUCUAAGUAUUAUUGGGAUAGAAGUGGAAGUUUCAAGUGGUUUGGGCAGAAUCAGGUCCAGUGUCUGCUCUCAGGUGGGAAUUGAGCAGACAUCCAAAAUAUCCAGUGUGGCUCUCCCGCCCCACAGCAUAGGAACCUGCCAUAUACCGAGUCAGACCAUUGAUCCAUCUAGUUCAGCAUUGUCUACACAGACUGGCAGUGGCUUCUCCAAGGUUGCAGGCAGGAAUCUCUCUCAGCCCUAUCUUGGAGAAGCCAGGGAGGGAACUUGGAACCUUCUGCAUGCAAGCAUGCAGAUGCUCUUCCCAGAGCAGCCCCAUCCCUUAAGGAGAGUGUCUUACAAUGCUCACACGUCUCCCAUUCAAAUGCAAACCAAGUGGAUCCUGCUUAGCAAAGGGGCCAAUUCAUGUUUGCUACCACAAGACCAGCUCUCCUCCUCUACACACAGCAGAAAGUUAUUUAAUGGGAAGAAGAUUUAGGAUCUAAAUCCUUCCUGGUGUCAGCAUCUCUGAAGCAUUGCUUGUCAUCCUUUUUUGCCAAAUGGGGAUCCUUCGCCUCUUGUUUUUAUGUUUUACUCUUUUAUGGCCUCCCGGGUUAAGAUUCCUCCACCAAAUAUUUCUGUGGUCUAGAAAAGAACACAGAAGAAACCACUGCUUCAUUAUCCCUCUCCCAGGCUGUAACUGGGGUGGGGUGGUAUUUCUGUUAUAUAAAUUGUGUGUUUUUAAGGUGCAGUAAAUCUAGAGAAAGAAAACAAGAAAUACUCUGGAGUGCAUAUGUUACAAAGUUUUCUGCAGCUUGGAAUUUGUUGAGACUCUGAAUUAAAGAGCAUAUAUUCUCUUCUGCUGAAUAACUGACAACUAUUCAAAAGAAAAAUAUGUAGCAAUUUUCCAUUAGAGCUGCCCUCAGGACAAGAUCUUAAAAAAAAAACUACAUUGAUUUGUCUGGUGAAAGAGUAUCAUCAACAGUUGAACAAAAUCACAACAAAUCAAAUCGGACAACCCAGCAGGUACCUUUUUAAAAGAAGAAAUCUGUAGAAAGGAAUUUCUACAACAAAAGUUUUAAUACCCAGUUUUAUAGGGGAAAGCUGAUAAAGAAAAAUGAAUUUGAAUAACCUUGGUUCAACUCUCAACUUAGCUAUGGGCUCAUUGGGAUGUGCAGCUUUAGCAAACUCUUAUAAUAUCCAGUUCCACAGUCUGUAAAAUAAAAGCAUUAAUGGCCUACCUCACAGGGUUGUUGUGAGGGCUAACACUAAAAAGUGCAGUGUACGUUAUAAAUAAGGAAUUGCUUUUUGUGUUU